Elephantulus edwardii (Cape elephant shrew) is the source of this 1122-nucleotide messenger RNA. RefSeq names its product putative ubiquitin carboxyl-terminal hydrolase 50-like. The transcript is spliced from 7 exons. Bases 1 to 1122 code for a protein of 373 amino acids. Gene Ontology annotation, cellular component: midbody; extrinsic component of endosome membrane; cytosol. The record is from RefSeq and is a predicted model, not a curated record. Gene Ontology annotation, molecular function: cysteine-type deubiquitinase activity. Lineage: Eukaryota; Metazoa; Chordata; Mammalia; Macroscelidea; Macroscelididae. Gene Ontology annotation, biological process: protein K63-linked deubiquitination; Ras protein signal transduction; endosome organization.
AUGACGUCUCAGCAGACCUUCUCUGCAGAUGACUUCAAUGUCUACUAUGUCCUCAUGGUGGGUAUAGAUCAUCAGGAUCCCACUCUCCUUAAAGACAUUGAUGAGAGCCAGCCCCAUCUGCAAGGUGUGACGGGCCUGCGAAACCUGGGCAACACGUGCUACAUGAACGCCAUCCUCCAGAGUCUCUGCAGCAUCUCCCCGCUGGUAGAGUACUUUCUCUCCGGAAGGUACAUCAAUGCUCUUCAAAAGAGUGGUGGUGAGGUGGCCACUGCGUUCGCCUACCUGAUGACAGACAUGUGGCUUGGAGACUCAGACUGUGUCUCGCCAGAAAUAUUCCGGUCCGCUCUGGGAAACCUCUACCCAGCAUUUAUGAAAAACACCCAGCAGGAUGCUCAGGAAUUCCUGAUUUAUGUCCUGAGUGAACUUCAUGAAGCUCUGAAAAAGUUUUACCAAAGAAGAUCCCGUGAGAAAGGGUCUCCUCAAAGAUGUUGCAGGAAGGUGGCAACUACUGAGUCCUCCAUCAUCACCCGGCUGUUCGAGGGUCAGCUCAGUUAUGGAAUCGUCUGUUUAAAGUGUGAGAACUGCACGUACAAGAAUGAAGUCUUCACUGUCCUGUCCCUCCCCGUCCCAUCGCAGUGUGAGUGCUCUCUUCAGGACUGCCUGCAGUGCUUUUUUCAACAAGAUACGCUGAGCUGGAAAAACCAAAUUCAUUGCUCCUUUUGUGAAACCAAGCAAGAAUCCACUUCGAAAGCCAGAAUUUCCAAGGCGCCAAAAGUUAUUAUUUUUCAUUUAAAAAGGUUUGACACUCAAGGCUGGAUGAAAAGAAAAUUGAGAACAGAUAUUCAUUAUCCACUCACCAAUCUGGACCUCACUCCUUAUAUUUGUCCACUUUCCCGGAAACAUUCUAAAUACAAUCUCUGUGCAGUGGUGAACCACUUUGGUGACCUGGAUGGUGGCCACUACACUGCUUUCUGCAAGAAUUCCACUACCCAGGCCUGGUACAGCUUUGAUGACACCAGAGUCUGUGAGAUUCCAAGUACUUUAGUUCAAACUGCUACAGCGUAUCUUCUAUUCUACAGCUGUCAGCAUUUUUCUGUACCCACUCAAAAACUCAAGAGCUAG